ACUACAAGCCUUUCUUCUGAGAAAACUUUUUCAAAACCAAAUCGCAAGUUUGAGUGAUGGCAUCGAAGACAUCCACCGCCAUGCACCAAACCAAGAGUCCACUGGAAGAGGAGACUCCUCCACCGACAGUGGACGUGAUCCACCACGUCGUGGAUUACUAUUUCGGGAUCCUGGAACCCAAGCAGUGGGCCUUUCUGCUCACGGGAAACCCAGACGACAAGACCAGGUACCUGCUGGCGGAGCUGGUUAUGGAGUUAAUGGACCUGAUGCCCAUUACUCCAUCGACGCUAGCAGAAGACGAGGAGAGGAGGAGAGCAGUUAAACCCUGGGAGAACUUAUCGUCUAGUUUGGGGGCACUACCUCAAACGUUCCCCCAAACUCUGGUGGUUCCGGACGAGGUGUUUCGUGAGGUCCUGGCCUCCUUCAGGAGCAUCCUGAUCCGAGUGGCGGCAGCAGCAUGUGUGACGUCCAUGCUCUUCGCCAGCACUCACCCCAAACCGUACGCGCAGUACGGCACCGCGUUCCUCAAUCUGGUCGAGAGAAUGGUCGGUCGCGCCGUUAAAAUGCUGUGCCGGGAAAAGAGGAGACUGUUGCACCAACACCAACGUCUCCACCUGAACCUCAGCGUGGUCACUUCCACACCAAGACUCCCCGAAGGAGAGCAAGAAGAUGUGGAGUCCAGGAGAUCUGGAGACUGCAACGAAGUCGUCCCAGAUACUUCAGAAGUGACACCUGAGCCAGACCAGAGCCGGACGCCCGACGUCCCAGACGUCCCAGACGUCCCUGACGUCCCUGACGUUCCAGACGUUCCAGACGUCCCCCCUGCAGACGUCCCUCCGGCAGACGUCCCUGUGCCUCCGGACACCGGUUCAGUGUCCACCUUUGCCUCUGAGGACAAACCUGCACAUGACCCGAGAGCAAAGGAAAAAGCCUUUGUGAGCAGCGUGACGGAGAAGCUCGUUUCACGGGCCCUUCGAAAGUCCACGGCAACCCCGUCCUCCACUACAGAUCUCCCCCAAGCCGUCCACCAGCGGCUGUUCAUCAGGGUCUGGGACCAAGUGGAAAGCCAAGGUCUUCAAAUGAACCCUGACAACCUGAAGAACCUGGACAAGGCCGUUUACAAGGACACUUGUAAAACACUCCGCUGCUCCAAACCGCACCUGUGGAAUCGUCUUGUCUCAGGACAUCCACCGACCGACGACGUCAUCGCGUCCUCAUUUGAAAAGCACGUGAAGAGACAGACAGAGGAACCUGGCACCAUCAGGAAGAUCCUCACAGCGAUAAGCAGAGCGUUCAGACGUACAGCCGGCCCCCCAGUACUGGUGUCCUAAAGCGCAACAUCCACAUCAUGAUUGACGAAUCCACCGCCGAGCUCAAGCAGGAGGUUACCUGCUUCCCUUCCCCUUCCCCUCCACUGAUUGCUGCUAGUAAGAGAACAGUGGAGGGGCUGGUGACUUCCAUCUGGGGAAACCUCCCCUUCCGCUAGUUGCUGCCAGUCAGAGAGCAGUGGAGGAGGGGGUCAUCUAAACGUGGGGACACCUCCUGUUCCUGACCUGUUUGUGGGUUUAACUUUUCCUCUGCUGGAAACCGGUAGUCGGAGACCAGUGGGGCAGGAGGACGCCUACGAAUGGGUCAGGAUUUGAGCUCGUGUCGUCAUGUCGAUGGACACCAGUACCACCUGACACCUAGAGGGCCAGGGAUCCACUCCCUGCAUCACCUGUGCUGCUGCAGCCAACAUCUCUUCACCUGCUACCUUUUAGCAGA
This is a messenger RNA of Mugil cephalus (flathead mullet), 1764 nucleotides long. RefSeq lists its product as uncharacterized. NCBI's taxonomy places the organism in Eukaryota, Metazoa, Chordata, Actinopteri, Mugiliformes, Mugilidae. The record is from RefSeq and is a predicted model, not a curated record. The transcript has 4 exons. Bases 57 to 1331 code for a protein of 424 amino acids.